AUCCAAGCCUCGCCUGGUUCUAGAAUUCCGGAUUCUGUCAACCUACAGGUUCUACCAAUGACGGCUGGCGUUCGAUGUACCAGAUCUCUAUUACGAUCUACAGUCAACCAUGGUAUUUCCGCGACUCACCUCGUUCAUUGAAUCCCCUUCCUGAAAACAGUAUGGUACAUGUGACAAGUAGUCCCAUGUGUAAUAUGUCUAUGACACAACAACUAUGCAGAAUGUUCGAGCUGGAAACAGCUACAUAUACCAUGGACAUCUGCUUUACUUCUGGCACUGUGAAGGAAGAAGUGAUAAACUGGCAAAGAUUCAUCAAACGCAGUUUACUCCUCGUCGCCCGUACUCAAUAUCUGCUUCAUAUUACCCACAGUCCAAUAUAUGCUUUCCGUGUAGCUCCUACAAUGGGAGACCCUGCCACUCAUAGCAUUAUGUCGGGUACCUCGAGCGCGUCGAGUACAUCGACUGAAACCCGAAAAUGGGCAAACAACAAGCGAAUCAUCCUCUGUGCAGACGGAACGUGGAUCGCAUCUGACCGGGGGGACAAGUCGUAUCCAUCAAAUGUCGCCAAGCUCGCUCGAGCGAUCGCAACAACAGGGCGCGAGAGAGACCCCGAGACUGGAAGCGAAACAGAGCUGAAGCAGGUUGUGUUUUAUCAAUCAGGCCUUGGAAGCGGCCCUUGGCCAUUGCAGAGAUAUCUCGCUGGGGGCUUCGGCUGGGGUCUUGACGACAAUGUGUGUCAGAUGUAUGAUUUCAUAUCCAAUAAUUACGACGAGGGGGAUGAGCUGUUCUUCUUCGGCUUCUCGAGAGGCGCGUUCACCGUGCGCUCCGUUGCUGGCCUCGUCAGCGAUGUGGGAGUGCUUUCUGCAGACCAAAUGUCGAAUUUUCCAGGUCUUUGGGCAGCCUACCGCAGCGGAACGCCCUUCAAGGACACAGGCUGGUACAAGGAGCACGGGGAUGAAUUGCAAAAGGAGAAAGUCCCUAUCAAGGUAGUUGGAGUUUGGGACACUGUCGGAGCACUAGGAAUUCCCGAGUGGUUCAUAGUGAGGCUUCUAAGAGGAGUCGGCAUUCCAAUCAACAAGGCGUACGAAUUUCACAACACAAGGUUGUCGGAGAACAUCGAAUACGCCUUUCAAGCUCUCGCCCUUGAUGAAAGGCGACUCUCCUUCCCUCCCGCCCUCUGGUUUAAGCCUGAUGGUGGUGGACCCAGCAAAGCUCUGCGCCAAUGCUGGUUUCCCGGAAUCCAUGGGAAUAUCGGUGGCUCCAAGGAAGAGCCAAUUGGUGCGAACACCUUUGCAUGGAUGGUCGACAAUCUCGAGGACAUGCUUACCUUUGAGAAGAGCACAAUCGACAACUUCGUGGCGGAAUACAACAGUGUCCGCGGUAGUAUGAGUGGAGUCCCCUGGGGCUGCUGGCCAAUUGAUAGUAGCGGGGGUCUAUUGGGAAUCCUUGGGAAGAGGGACCGCACCCCAGGUAAAUACAAGGAUCCUGCCGGGAACGGACAGAACGAGGAAAUAAGCGCUUCUAAGACCUGUGAGACCUUCCAUCCAAUGGUGCGGAAGCGCAACGACCAGCUUGACAAAUGGCGGCCGAAAUCACUAGAGGGGUUCGUCAGGCCUCAAGGCGCCGAGACAGAAUGGAAGUUCACGGGGCCUAACAGCAAAUUCAUACCGGAGGACGAUGUGUUGGUCGUUACCGGGAAGAAAAUGAUGGUUGUUGCGGCCCCGGACGGUAAGACUGUGAAUUAUGAAGAUCAUGAGAGCCUGUCAACAAAACUCUAUCAAGAGCCGCAGGGCACUACUGUUGCUGGUUCAUCAAGCGUACCCAAGAGGUGAGGUAUGAUUGGCGUGCCAUUGGCCGAUGCGAAAUCAAAAGUUGUUAGCUACUACUUAGUCGGAAUGCAAUGUAUUACUAGG
Messenger RNA from Aspergillus calidoustus, 1913 nucleotides. The record is from the annotation of a GenBank genome assembly. Lineage: Eukaryota; Fungi; Ascomycota; Eurotiomycetes; Eurotiales; Aspergillaceae.